AUCCAACUACUAACUGACCCUAACACACACACCCAAGCUAAUUUGGUCUCUGUAGUUCUGUUUGUCCGUGACAUCACAGUUAGGCUGAGGCUGAGGCUGAGGAGGAUCAUUGUCAAUUAGUAUGGGGUUGUUCAAGAGCGAGGCUCGUGUGGUUUACGAGCCGGCGAGCCGAGUUGAUGUCAGUCCGGCCAGUUCUGAGGUCUACUUGCGAGCCAAUGUCAAAGCUCCUCGUAUGGCUGGAUUUCUGGCCAAAUUGUUCGCCUGGUUUUUGGAAUCGCGGAUCUUUGGGACCAUGUUGUUGUACAUAUUGAAAAGAGAUAACUUGAUCCAUAAGUUGGUUACAAAUGCUGAGCUCGAGGAAUCACCGGUCUAUGUUCCCUUACAUCCUUUUGAUGAGAUUGAAGAACAAGAUGUCAAACAUGUAGGGUCUGACUUGUCACCACCUGAAUUGGUUCAACAGGCAAUUGAAUGUUUACCUGUAUCCUUUGAUAAGGAAUUAAAUGGUUCAAACUCUUCUUUCCGUUAUUGGACAAUAUCAGAUUAUUCAAGAGCCUACAAGUCUGGAGAAAUAACACCUAAAUUGGUUGCAGAGCGUCUUAUAGCUGCCAUCCACGAGUCUUCUAAUCCACUAUUUAAGAUGUCAUUCUUUAUUAAUUACAACACUGAAGACAUUCUAAAGCAAGCAACUGAAUCAACUCUGCGGUAUGAAAAAGGUGUGCCUAUUUCAGCCCUAGAUGGGAUCCCAAUUGCUAUCAAGGAUGAAAUAGACUGCAGACCGUAUCCAACUACUGGUGGAACGAAGUGGCUUCACAAAUUCAGACCUUGUACAGAUGACGCGUGCUGUGUCAAGUGCCUCCGACAAUGUGGUGCCAUACUUAUUGGGAAAACCAAUAUGCAUGAACUUGGAGCUGGUACAAGUGGGAUAAAUCCGCAUUAUGGGGCAACUAGAAAUCCACACGACCCCAGCAAAAUCUCUGGGGGUUCUUCUAGUGGAUCUGCUGCAGUGGUCGCCUCUGGAUUAUGCCCUGUUGCUCUUGGUGUUGAUGGAGGAGGAUCUGUGCGGAUGCCAGCAGCUCUUUGUGGUGUUGUAGGUUUAAAACCAACGUUUGGCCGAGUACCUCAUUCUGGUGUUCUUCCUCUGAAUUGGACGGUCGGGAUGGUUGGAAUACUAGCAGGCACUGUUGAGGAUGCUUUAAUAGUUUAUGCGGCAAUCAUUGCCCAAAUUUCGCCAAAUCAACCCACAUUAUCCCCCAAAGUAUAUUUUCCUCUACUGAACUCAGCAAAACCUAUAUCGGAUAUCAAAUUGGCAAAAUAUGGUGAGUGGUUUAAUGAUUGCAGUGAUGAGAUCAGGGAAUGCUGUACCAAUGCCCUAGACAGGCUUCACAAGCAAUAUGGUUGGAAGACUGUAGAGGUGACCAUACCAGAGAUAGAGGUGAUGCGGUUGGCACAUUACUUGACAAUUGGAUCAGAGUGUAGCACUUCGCUUAGCUCUCAUCUAGAAAAGUUGGAUUUCAAAGAAUUAGGGUGGGAUGUAAGGGUAGGACUUGCUGUGUAUGGUGCUUUCAGCAGUAAGGAGUAUAUACAGGCUCAGAGAAUUAGGAACCGUCAGAUGCAAUUUCACAAGAAUUUGUUUUCUCAUGCAGAUGUCAUUGUUUCCCCAACAGUAGGGGUAACUGCAUACCCAAUUUUGGAUGAUGCUCUCAAGACUGGAGAACUUGACUAUAUAAAUGGAGCUGCACUUGUUCGAUAUUCCAUAUCCGGAAAUUUUUUGGGACUACCAGCAGUGACUAUUCCGGUUGGAUACGAUAAAUCAGGUCUGCCAAUUGGUCUUCAGUUGAUUGGAAAACCAUGGUCUGAACCAACAUUAAUUCACAUAGCCUUUGCAGUGCAGAACCUUUAUGUCGCUGAUUGCAGAAAGCCCCAGGUCUAUUAUAAUUUGCUGAAUACAAAUUAAGUUGGCUAAGGAAGUCCAAAACACAAAAGAAUGUUACAAGUUUACAUAUACAACAAGUAAAAAUGCCAUAGUGUCUAUUACUCGUAAAUAAGGACAUUCCAUACUCUUUGAGGAAAUAAUGUUAUCACUUUGUUAUUUGAUGCCCUUAAUUAAUUUCACUAGUUUGACAUUUUUAAAGAGAUUGUAUUAAUUCGGAGUUUUAUACAAUUAUCUUAUGAGAUGAAA
Messenger RNA from Rosa chinensis, 2179 nucleotides. RefSeq names its product fatty acid amide hydrolase. NCBI's taxonomy places the organism in Eukaryota, Viridiplantae, Streptophyta, Magnoliopsida, Rosales, Rosaceae. Gene Ontology annotation, molecular function: catalytic activity. The record is from RefSeq and is a predicted model, not a curated record. Bases 122 to 1954 code for a protein of 610 amino acids. The transcript is spliced from 21 exons.